CUGGUCCAAGUAGGAUGUCCUAUACGGAACUACUUGCACCAUAACUGAGCAAUUGAUUCAAAGCGCUGUGACACUUGUCGUCAUCCGCAAGAAUCGUCAACCAGGAAAUUUGGCAAAAUGGCUGACCUGAUAAACAGCGAUGUGUUCCUGGCCUUCUCCACAUAUACUACUAUUGUCAUUCUCAAAAUGAUGCUCAUGGCUCCUCUGACUGGAUACUUCAGGAUGACCAGAAAGGCCUUUCAAAACUUUGAGGACACUGCGAUGAUCAAAAAAGAUCCAGAGGAGAGAAAGAAGAUGCUCCAGACCAAUCCUGAUGUAGAACGUGUCCGAAGAUGCCAUCAGAAUGAUCUGGAGAACAUCAUUCCCUUUGUGGUGAUCGGUCUCCUGUAUGCACUGACGGGGCCGGAUCUCUCCACGGCUCUGUUGCACUUCCGAGUGUUUGUAGGUUCACGUUUCAUCCACACGGUGUCUUACGUGAUGUCUCUGCCCCAGCCUAGCAGAGCUCUGUCCUGGAUGGUGGGAAUGAUCACAACUUUCUCAAUGGCCUACAGGGUUCUCACAACAGCACUCCAUCUCUAAAGACGCCGGUGCUCUGCAGAACGGGAGAGCCUUGUUUUAUAUCUUUUAUUGUCCCUGCUUUAUUUUCUGAUUCACUGUAUGCAAUUCAUAAUAAAAACUGUCAACAAUU
Molecule: messenger RNA, 688 nt
Organism: Rhinichthys klamathensis goyatoka
Lineage: Eukaryota; Metazoa; Chordata; Actinopteri; Cypriniformes; Leuciscidae
Gene: mgst1.2
Product: microsomal glutathione S-transferase 1.2
Exons: 4
Coding region: 118-579 (153 amino acids)
Cellular component (GO): membrane; mitochondrion
Molecular function (GO): glutathione transferase activity
Source: RefSeq, a predicted model, not a curated record